Molecule: messenger RNA, 2583 nt
Organism: Batrachochytrium dendrobatidis JAM81
Lineage: Eukaryota; Fungi; Chytridiomycota; Chytridiomycetes; Rhizophydiales
Exons: 2
Coding region: 1-2583 (860 amino acids)
Source: RefSeq, a predicted model, not a curated record
AUGGCAUCCGUUGGUCUUGACAAAAUACUGUCUAGGUUUCAUUGCUUACAGAGUCUUUUUUUAAAGUUGAUUGAUAACACAGAUGAAAUGAUGCAUGCUUUAGUUAGUCUGGGGUCGUCAUUUAGUGGUCAUGACUCUAUUCGCUAUAUACACUCUGACACCUCCUCAGUGAUUUAUGGACUAUCUCGAUCGCCUCAACUGGAACGCUUAGUGAUGCAGGAAGGAUUUUCUAUGCCCAUUCCUCACAUGCUAUCCAUGAAAGAUAAUGGUCUUGAAAUGGUUUUUGUUCAGUUGGCGUGCACCUUGAAAUAUCUGGAGAUUGACUGUCCAUUGCUCUGGGCUAUUUAUCGCUUCAGUGAAUUAAAUCGAUGUUUUCGUCAUGCAAAUGUCAAUCAAAUUGAACUUCCUAGCGACGAUGAUGACAGUAGCGACGAUGAUAAUGCAACUGUCAUCACUCAUAAUUCAGAUGACUCAUUUUUGCUAUCCAAUCAAAAUGUAUCAGCAUUAUCUGAUGAAGAUCCUUCCAAAUCCAUACUACGUACUUCGUGUCCUCAAGAGCCUGCAAUCACUAAACUCACAAUCAAGUCACUCCACACAUCUUCAUUUCGCGAUUUUUUUCGAGGAUGGAUUGGCUGCCAAAAACUAAACGCACUUGUUUACUUGCAUCUUUCUACUGAUGAAGUUUCCAUCUCUUCAAAGCAUAUGGCAAUUCUGUCCAAUUCUGCUCCAAACCUUCAAAGCCUUGUUUUAACCAAUUGCAAUAUCCGAUCUGACAACAUUACAAACUUUGUGUGCGCUCUUCCUCCAACAAUCACACUACUGCAUCUCCUUUCAUGCAACAUUCAAAUUGGUCCAGUUUUGUCAGUAACGACCAACAUUGCUCAAGCACUAGUGUUGUGCAUAACGCAAGUUUUAGAAAACUUGGAGAAUCUUGAAAUAAAUCAUUGCCGAUUGGCAUAUGAUGAAGCUGCAUUCAUAAACGCUACUAUACUGGCUAGCAAUAAUCAUAUGGCGGCCGUGAAUGCACUCAAAAACAUCAAACCCAAGUUGAAACACCUUACACUUUUGGGAUUCGGACGUCAAAUGCCAGAUGUUCGCUUUAUUUUGCAGUUUCCAUUAGUAACGCUCAAGCUAGAUGAUAUUUCACCGAGUUUAAUUGAAUCUGCAUUGCCAUUUGCUGGGAUGAAUAUGGAAUCGAGACAGGAAACCGGGAGCACAUCACAAGCAGAAUCAACUAAUGAACUAGCCAGUCUUACUUGGCUAGAAUUGUGUCAACACUUGCCAAAUUUGGUGGAUCUGGAUUUGCGAUGUACUCGGAUAUCAGCAAAUUUACAACGCGCCAGAGACUCUGAUUUGGCAUACGAAUCUCGGACUCCCAGUGUAAAAGCAAUUGCAUCGCUGACCCAACUUAAAUAUCUUUCUAUUUACGCACCAUCAUCCAUACCCGCUGUGUGCUACAUCUUGGACUCUCAGCCGGGUCUUCAGGAACUCAAACUUAAUUACAUUCCUUGUGAUGGCUACUUAUAUCCUCAAGAAAAAUUGCUGAAUCUUGCACAGUUGAACAGUCUAUCGCUUCAUAGUCAUGGUAACGAUUCCGCCUAUAUCAUCCAAAUCCUUGCACUUUUGAUUACGCCAAAAUCUCCAAAACUAUCUAGUAUACACUUGAGUUCCACUAAACCAAUGCUUAAAUCGCAUCACACCAACGACGUAUAUGAUAUCAAUGCAGACAAUUGGAUUUCAAUUACCAACAGUCCUAAGAAAUCGCUACAAACAGACACGUCGGCGUUUGAAAUGAGCUGCAGCACUUUACGUUCAAUGCUUUCCCAAUGCAGAUGCUUGAAAUCGUUAAAGCUUGUUGGGUUUAAAAUUGAUCCGGAUGCGCUAGUUUGGAUGUCUACUCCCAUCGACUUGAACUGUAGUAUUAACCCAUAUAGUUAUUAUUUGGAAACAUUGGAGUUUACGUUACCGGAGCCAUCGAUUCCAAUUGUAUUUACAUUACUUGAAGGUCUACCCAAUUUAACAGAGUUUAACAUGUGUGUUGAAAGUAUUGAUCAGUCAUUGCGAUCAUAUACUGUUGGUUGUGAGCAUGCUACCUCGGAUACAUUACUAUCAAACAGUGAACCGACUACAUCCGCUAGUACUACUAGGCAAUCAGCAACAGAGACGACGUAUAGAUAUCAUCAAAACAAUAGUUUUACAGAUCGUAUGUAUUCUACUGACAAUGUGCUACCAUCUGUAGUUGUCACGAGCACAAUCGGUACACAGACAAGUCUAUCCAGUGACGAUGAUAACCGCACAGAGAUUGAUUCUAAUGCCAGUAUUAGUACCGAAUCAGUGUCGUCUUUUGAGGACAACGAGGACUAUGAUGAGUGGCGUGAAUUAUUUUGCAACACUUUUACCAAGAAUCUCAAAGCCACGGCGUGGUGGUUAUCCAAAUGCAAAGUGUGGACACAUAAUCGCAAGCAACAGCAAUCUCGUAUGACGAUAAUCCGUCGAAUUUUAACUGCAAGAAGGCAGCAAUUUAUCGACAAUCAAUCGCAAGAAGCGAGUGUCAAUGGAGCCGAAAAUAAUAGCGAUCUUUAG